Molecule: messenger RNA, 1153 nt
Organism: Drosophila grimshawi
Lineage: Eukaryota; Metazoa; Arthropoda; Insecta; Diptera; Drosophilidae
Gene: BEAF-32
Exons: 2
Coding region: 177-1094 (305 amino acids)
Molecular function (GO): DNA binding
Source: RefSeq, a predicted model, not a curated record
AUAAUUUGUUUUUUUUCCCCUUUGUUUUGUUCGAUGAGACAUUGUGCAACACUGUUUUGCCCCAGAGUUUUCCAACACGGUCAGCCAGCAACGCUAACAUCGCUAUUGCGUUUUUGGUGGAAAAAAUCUGUAAUUGUAAUUGUGCAAAGUAAUUUUGUAGAUAAAACGCAAUAAAAAUGCCUAAAGGUCGCGUUAGCAGUGUGUGGCAGCAUUAUGAUAUCAAUGAGGAGUGCGAAAACUUUGCGGUCUGCCGCUAUUGUGGCAAUAAUAUAUCGCGUGGCGGCAUGGCCAGCAAUCUGAAGGGCAACAAUACAACCAAUCUGUGGACGCACUUGAGGCACAAGCAUUCCGACGAGGUUAUUGUCAAUCCUAUACAGCAACGGCCCCUUAGCCGAAACGCGGUCAUUACGCUAAAGAAAGGUAUGUGCACACAACAAAAAGGCGAAAAAAUGGCGGGCUUAUCGCAACACACAAUUAUUGACCUAUUGACGAACCUAUCGAUCCCGAGCGACUCUUCACAAACUUUGGAAACUAUCGAGAAAACAUCGCGCAUUGCCAAGGCAAAGGUGGUGCGCGAACCGAUUCGGGUUGCGAAACCAAAGAUCGAUGUGCACGCAUCGAUUACGGGUGCAUUGCCCCAGAAGUGGGAGGAGUACGAGCAGAACGAGGAGGUCAGCGAGGAUAUCAAGGACAUUAUCUACAGUGAAGAUCCGCUUUGCUACAGUCCCAUCCAAGUGGUCGAGGAUGAGAUGCUCGAAUCCGGCGAAAAAGUCACACUGAUGAGCAGCGGCAGCAACAGGACAACCACAGUGCCAGUUGUCGCCACUGUCGUCUCGGGAACCACAAGUGCGGCAAAAACGUUGAAAAACAACUUGGAAACAUCGAUUGAACGCCUGACCACCGUCAGCGAACAGUUGAGCUAUGUCAUUCAGCAGCAGCAGGAGCAGCAGCUCAAGGAUGAUGACUACUAUUUUGCACUGAGCCUGGUGCCUGUUAUGCGACAAUUGUCGGUUAGCCGCAAGAUGUACGUGCGCUCCAAAAUUCAUGAGUUACUGUACAAAGAGAGUGAGGAGACUACGACUAAAAUUGAAUAGUAGAACAAGCAUAAACUACACAUGAUUAUUCAUCAUUUCAAAUUUACCCAACAAAAUGG